Molecule: messenger RNA, 4893 nt
Organism: Pelobates cultripes (western spadefoot toad)
Lineage: Eukaryota; Metazoa; Chordata; Amphibia; Anura; Pelobatidae
Source: the annotation of a GenBank genome assembly
GCCCACAGUCACACAGACAGACUUGCGAUUCAGCUAUGGACAAGGUGAGAAGAUACUCUCCGAUUACCCUGCUACUGGCUGUCUGCAUCUCUGCCCUGAUCCUGGCCAGUAAAGGAGAGGACUCAAUACAGGUCCAGUCUGAAGAAGACCGCCUACAACCAUCCAACAGCCUGGUGAGUUGACCUUCAAUUAUCACAUAAAGUAAUUUACUGUAUUGUUUGUUUUUUUUAUAAUUCAGAGCUGCGGAAUAUGUUUGUGCUUUAUAAAUGCCAGUCAUAAAUAAAUAAAAAUAGAACAGAGCUUUCAUUUUGAAUAAAUGCACUGCUAUAAAAUUGCUCUGCACUUAUAUAUUUCCUAUUACUUCAACGAGGUUAUUAAUGAAGUGUCAAUGUUUAGGAAUACAAAUUGGCCAAACGGAGACAAUUAACCUAGUUACCUAUGUAUUUAAUCUAGCUAUUCUGGUCUAAAAUUUGAAGUUCACUUUGCGCUCUCUUUGAAUUCCAAACAAUUCAAACUUUUACUAAUAUCCCUGUAAAAAUUCAGAGCCCAGUCACUAAUUUCUUCCGUACUGCUAUUAAUAUUUGCUCUGUUCAACAAUACUUGCAUGAAUACUAGCAUUGCAAGGGUGCUACAAACCAGAUGUCUUUUGUUUAUCGCCCCAACAUGGAAUAGCUACUUAUAAUUUCUAGAUAAAGAUUCCAAGGGGUUGAAAAGCCAAUUGCAUGAUAAUUGCAUUUAAUUAGUUAAUACAGUUUGUCCAAAGGAAUUCACAGUUUUUCCAGUUUUAUAUUUUGUGCAGAGGGCUACUUGGGUGGUUACUAAUAAUUAUUUUAUAUUAUAAAGGUCAUAGGUGGCAGAUAUUUAGACAUUAUUAAACAUGUACACACACACUACUCUUUUUUUAUUCUGGUGUAAUAUAUCUUUGCUGUUCAAUCAUGUUAUCAAACACCCACCUCUUUUUUUUUUUUUUUUACCUAUUGCAAUCAAUCUUUUAGACUGCCUGACGUAUCUGUACUCUCGGUCUCUCACGGUCUCCUUCUUGCUAAUCUCGUUUUAGGCAGUGGCUCUGGAAGAGAUGCUUGAAUAUAAUCAGAAUAAAGGAAUCAGCCUGCAGAAGAAAGCCAGCCAAGUGCCACGGGUGAGAAAUUGGGAUGGAGGAUGACAGAACAUAAGGAGGUGUCCUUAAGGGAGUUUGAGGAGUGUAGAGGAACAUAAAGACUGAGGCAGAAGUGGGAAGAAUUUAAGUAACUCCACUAAAGGUAUUUAAUUAUGAGAGUUGAAGUGAAGAAGAAUAUUUGAAAACAGAAUUUAAAAAAACCGAGGCUAAUAAAGCUAGCAAGACAAGAUUUAGAGUAGAACAGAUACAUGAUAUUUAAUUAGGACAACCAAAGACCAAACAGUAGGCAACAAAAAGUAGGCAUGCAUGUAAUAAGAAAGAAGGCUUGGAGAAGUGGGGCUAUAGAACAGAACAGAAGAGACCGAGGGAAUGAAUAAACUUCAAGAGAAAAUGUAGAGAAUAUGAAAGACUACAGCAUAGAAACAAUACAGCUAAGGCCAAGAGAACUGGGAAGACCAAAUAAGGAAUAAUAGGGAGCUAAGAGAAGAAGAGGUAGCUGUCAGUAUAAAUCACAAAUUUGAAGGCGCUAAGGUGGAAACCUAGAAAAUGUUACACGGGACAAAAUAAAUAGGGUGACCAUUAAACAAUACAGACAAGGGGUUGAGAGUUAUGAGAAUAAAACCGAUAUAGAGUGAGGUUAAAAGAAUAGAAAAAUUAAAGUGAGGCACCCAGACCACUUCAUCUCAUUGAAAUUGGCUGGGGUGCAGUGUCCCUGUCCCCUUAACCCUACAAUGUAAAUCAUUUAGAGAAACUGCGAUGCUUACCUUGCAGGGUUAAGACUGCCUCUAGUGGCCAUCUACCAGACAGUCACUACAAGCGCUCGUGAAGUUUCAUGGAUUUUGACUCCGUGAAAUGUUGGACAUCCUCAUGCAAAGCAUGGUGAAAAAUCCCAUAGUAAAGCAUAGAGGCAUGAGCAUUACAUUCCAGAAUCGCAGUGACGUUGGCGAGGUACAUUGGCGCUGGAAUCAGGUAAGUGAAAAGGUGGCAUUUAUUUGCAGACGGGGUGCUGGGUUGGCACAGGGAACUACAGUGUUAGGAACACGGUUUUCUAUUCCUAACAAUUUAGUAUUCCUUUAAGAGAACUAGGGAGAUCAAACAGCUUAAUGCCAAACUCUGUAAAUAUCCAUAAAUCUAUCAAUGAACCCAGCUUCUUUACACAAACAUAAUGCUAGACUCUGCAGAACUCUAAAAACUUUACAGUAAAUCAUGCUUCGCUAUGUAUCCUUAAUGCUACACUUUGCAGAUGUCCAUAAACUUUAUAAUGAACCAUGCUUCUCUAUAUAGACGUAGUGCUAAACUCUGUCAAUUAUUCCAUAAACUAUACAUUGAACCAUGCUUCUCUACACACAGAUAACAUAGAACCGGUAUUAUUCCUGAGUAUUAACACUGAACAUCUAUUUAACUGACUACAGAACUCAGCUGCUCCCAGUAGAUUUAUCUCAGACCUCUGCAUGUCUUUUAGAUCAAAAUGUGGAAUCCAUAUAUGUAUUUAACUCUGCAGUGGUAGCUGUGUUCAAGCUAUCAAGGACUUAUUCCGAGUCCAAUUGCAGAGUCCUGAUGAGUUCAUAUUACAGAAUGCUGGACUGCUUAGCUACUGAGCUGUUAUACUGAAUAAGAGGGACCAAAGCAAAUGAAGGCCUGUGCACUCUAAGUUGCAGUUCACUACAGUGAAACCUCGGAACGCGAACUUAAUCCGUUCCAGAAGGCUGUUCGAGUUCGAAUUUGCUUGAGCAAACAUUUCCCAUAAGAAUUAAUGUAAAUUUGAUUAAUCCGUGCCAGAACCCCCAAAUUACAGCAUUUUUUUAACAAUGCUUUGCAUGCAUAAAAUCAUAUAGGAAAAAAAUGAUAAUAAUUAUACCAUUGUGUUUAUAAUUUUUUUCCUUUAUGAGUUUAUGCAUGCAAAGCAUUAUUAAACUGUAAAGUUUGGGUUGAAAUGCUGUAAUUUUGGGGGUCUACAUUUCCAUUUCAUUUAUUGUACAUUUACAGUAAAUGAAAUGGAAAUGUAACUUCACUUGACCUGUAAUGGUGAGAGUGGAUGGCGUAAGUGGAAAGGAGAAGAGACAUGGGGAUAGUGAACUGUUCUUAUGGCAUUUAAAAUGUGUCUAAAGUGUGUCUUAUUGAACAUGUUUGUGGCAUGAUUUGUUGGGGUACAGAGGAUCAUUCGUGUACCGAGACAAUUUUUACUCGAAAUUUGUGUUAGACUUCCAAAUUGUUCAAGAAAGGGACUGUUCGAGUUCCGGGGUUCCACUGUGUAAUGUAUAUUUCACUUAUUGAAUAAUGUCUCUCUGUUUAUUUGUAGUGUGAUGUAGGCGAGAGGUGUGCCAUUAAGCAUGGACCACGGAUUGGAAAGCUGUGCGACUGCCUAAGAGGAACAUCUUGCAACACAUUCUUACUGCGAUGUUACUAGCGUCAGAGUGUCAGCUCUGUGACCCAACCAUCACCUACCCUCCGACUGUGCCAUAUCGACCACAUAUACACUAUACCCACUGCGCACAAGAUCCCUCAACUGAAUGGCUCACUCUGCACUGUAUACUUCUGUCUGAGUGCACAGACUGUGCACCUCACUGUGUGUAGUUUGUAUCAUCCUCUUUGCGCUUCAGUGAAUCCUUCCCCAUGAUACCUAAACGGUUUGGUUUGUUUUAACCAUCACCCUGAUGCCUUCCAUGUACACUGCUGUCUGAGUACAUAUAACCCCCUCAUUCAAUAAUUUUACCCCACAGGCAGAGUGCAUAUUCUGUGAACACAUGGCAGUCAUAAAACUUAAUCCUACACCAGUCCCACUCCUUGCAGCUAGCUCUAUGUAAAAUAAACCCCUCGUAGUCUUGCUCCGUGUUAUUUACAAUUUCUGUAUGGUUCCUUCGUUUGUCCUGUUUUCAAAGUCCAAAAUUUUUUUUGACCUAAUAUUUGUUUUCGUCCUGCAAAUUAAACGUAUCUCCGAACACCAAUGAGAUUGGACCACCCCAAACACUUGUAUUAAGUGACCCUGUGGUCUAUUUUCAGGUUCUUGUCUUUAUAUGCAACAGAGAAAAUGUGAUCGUAAAAAAAAUUUCAGGCUCCAUUACGAACAUCCUAUUUCUAAACAGAACUAAAGAUCAGAUUCUCGAAAGCUCCACAAUAAUUAGAUUUGCUUAUUGUGAUAGCUUUGACAAUGAACCAGUUUUUCUGUGUUAAGUCUGUAGAUAUACACACACACACACACACACACACACAACACACACACGAAAUAAAAAGUAACAAGAAGUACUGUGAAAUCUAAAAAAUGUCCUCACUACAAUACUUUGUCUUAUAUUACCUGCUGAACACAAUCAAAAUCUGCAUUCUACCACUUGCAGAAAAGCGUGGAAAAUCUCAAUUGUGUCAAAUAUCUAGUAAUUGUGUGUUUGUUAAAUUCCUCCCAAGUCUCCGUUUGUCUCUCUGACCUGUGGUCCUUACCUUGCUUUGUUAAAAAUUUCCUUUGAUAAAUGGCGUUUUUCCACCAUGCGAGUCACGAAAUGCCCUUGCACUUUUGUAGCGUAAGACUAGGAAUCCGUUAGAUGCCAAGCCCACAAUCUCAUCUUGCUUUCUGUAUCUUGUACAAUUCUAUGUAUGUCAGAUGACUUAAGUUGUGUUUUCUAUUAUAAUUUGUAGUUUAAAAAAAAAAACUUCCAACUGUCUACGUUUCUUCUUUUUUGGUUUAAGACAACUGUGAAUGUGUAUGACUGGAUGUGUGCAUUGAGAAAUAAACCAGGUAUUAAUGAAUAUUACUGUCUCCCAGGCUUCUGCUAAAACACAAACAG